CUUUCUUGAGCUCAUGUUUGUGUGAUCACUUGUUAUUUUCGAUACUUCUUCCUAGCUCGAGCUCGUGUUUUGUGAUCACUUGUUCGAGUUGUUAUAAAUAGUAAAUGGGACCAUGUUCUGUUUUCUUACUUUCUUUGGAUAGAAACAGUACUGCUAAGUAGUGUAUAUAAAAUAAUGCAAAAACGAGAAUGAGACUUCUAGUGAUGAUUUACGGAAUAUCAGGAAAGUUCGGAAUGUGUGAAUGAGAAGAAGCCAUAGAAGACAAGUAUCUUCUUCUUGUAACCAUCAAAACCGCAUGCUUGUGUCCGAAAUUUAUUUUUAUCUGAAUAGAAACCACUCAUACUAUUUUUUUUGUCUUAACACUCCUUUAUAUUCCGGAGCUUCAUAACAAUUUCUUUUUUUCCUUGUCAGACGUGUAAGAACACAUAACCAAUAUGAUGAAAUAUAAUGUUGUUUCGCCUUCUUGUUCCAAACUAUUUCGAUGUGUCUUGUUCCUCCCACUCUUUUAUAUCUUCUUCGUUGCUUCAGCGAGAAAUUUGGAACAAGUUCCAGAGCCGAGUCCAACGCCAGCCCCGGUUCCACAACCGAGUCCAAAGCCAGCCCCGGCUCCAAAGCCGAAGCCAUCUCCAAGUCCAGGGCCGACCCCGGCUCCAGAGCCAAAGCCAUGUCCAUGUCCAAGUCCAGGGCAAGCUCCGACACCAGCGCCCACUAGGCCACGCAACACGACGUUUCCUGCGAUCUUUGCAUUUGGGGAUUCAAUCGUAGACACAGGAAAUAACGAUUACAUUUCAACAUUAGUCAAAGCUAAUUUUCCCCCCUAUGGCAUGAGUUUUCCACAUGGAUGUCCCACCGGUAGAUUUUGCAACGGCAAGAUCCCUGCUGAUUUUAUAGCGGAAUUUUUAGGAGUAAAACCAACUUUACCGCCAUACUUGAAGCCAGGGCUAACCCAAGAAGAUCUCAUCACUGGUGUAUCAUUUGCUUCAGGUGGUUCUGGCUUCGAUCCUUUGACACCUAUCGUUGUAAGCGCGAUACCGAUGUCAAACCAGUUGACAUAUUUUCAAGAAUACAUUGAGAAAGUGAAAGGCUUUGUGGGAAAAGAGAAAGCGGAGCAUAUAAUAUCCAAAAGUCUAGCCAUUGUGGUUGCGGGCAGCGAUGAUCUAGCUAAUACAUACUAUGGUACACAUGCAGAAGAAUUAUUAUAUGACAUCGAUGCAUAUACCUCCUAUAUGGCUAGCUCUGCUGCAAGUUUCGCUAUGCAACUAUAUGAAUCUGGAGCAAGAAAGAUAGGAUUCAUUGGUAUAUCACCAAUAGGGUGUAUACCGAUACAAAGAACCGCAAGAGGGGGACUUAAGAGAAAGUGUGCUGAUGAAGUAAACGUUGCAGCUCAGCUUUUCAAUACCAAACUCUCCAGAAGUUUGCAUUCUGUGGCUGAGACCUUGGAAAAUGGCACUUUGGUGUAUAUUGAUGUCUACGCUCUCUUCGCUCAAAUGAUCCAAAACCCAAAAGAAUAUGGAUUUGAUGAGAUUGAUAGAGGAUGUUGCGGGACGGGGCUGGUCGAAUUAGGCCCGCUUUGCAACCAAUUUACAUCACUUCUGUGCAGCAAUGUAUCUUCUUAUAUGUUUUGGGACAGUUACCAUCCAACGGAAAGAGCUUAUAGAAUUUUAACCAAAAGUUUAUAGAGACUGACAUGAGCCCUUUCUAUGACAAAUAGAUUUAAGAUGUGUCUGUUGUGAUAAAAUUUGGCUAAAUAAAAGGUGUAACUCAUUUGGUUUAAUGUUUCUUUUGGUA
Raphanus sativus (radish) is the source of this 1788-nucleotide messenger RNA. Its product is annotated as GDSL esterase/lipase At1g20120. Gene Ontology annotation, cellular component: extracellular region. Lineage: Eukaryota; Viridiplantae; Streptophyta; Magnoliopsida; Brassicales; Brassicaceae. The transcript is spliced from 5 exons. Bases 435 to 1679 code for a protein of 414 amino acids. The record is from RefSeq and is a predicted model, not a curated record. Gene Ontology annotation, biological process: lipid metabolic process. Gene Ontology annotation, molecular function: lipase activity.